Molecule: messenger RNA, 2916 nt
Organism: Chilo suppressalis (striped riceborer)
Lineage: Eukaryota; Metazoa; Arthropoda; Insecta; Lepidoptera; Crambidae
Source: the annotation of a GenBank genome assembly
GGGGUAGGUGUGUUUUUUAUUGCUCUUUGAUCCACAUUAUUUACGUUACACGAAAUUAUAUUAGAAUGUCGAUUUUUAAAGAUUUGUUAUCGUAAUUAUAGCUUGUGUGCUGUGUAGGUAAAUGAAAAGUUUAAUGAAGUGAACAAUUCUUUACCAAGUGUUAUGUGUUGUGACAGUGUUGUUUAUUAUCAUCACUUAAAACUUUAAAGAUGGAUAUAAAUACUAAAUAUUACGAAGGUUGCGGCCAAGAGGGACCUAUUCGAUGCAUAUUCUUAUGUGAGUUCCAUCCUACAGCCGGACCAAAGAUAACUUGCCAAGUGCCAGAUAACUACAUUUCCAAAGACAUUUUUGACACAGUUAGCCACUAUAUAAUACCAAAAGUUCAGUUGCAGCGAUGUACUUUGACAGUGACCUUACUGGGCUCCAAAAUCCUUGGGUUUCCUGUAAGAAUCGAUAACAAAAAGUAUGCAAGGAAUGCAUUCUACUUCAAUCUGUGCUUCGUAUGUGACGCUUGGGCAAGAACAGUGCACCUGGAGCCUCUAGUCAAGAAACUGACCGAGUAUCUUCUUUCUAUGGAGCUAGAGAGCGAAUGGCUAUCGAAGCAAUCGACUUCGGGCGAGGCUAAAGCACUGAGCGCUCUGAUGCGGCAGGUCAUGCAGGACAUCAACAGCCGACGGAUGUGCACCCUCACAGUGGGUACGACGACGACGCAUCUGACGGUGGUGCGUGUGAACAGCGACCCGGCCCCCGUGAAGGACCACCAGGUGCCCGUGUUCCUCUACAGCAGGCACUCUUUCGUAGCAGACCAGUGGGACCUCACUACCAACCAGAUCCUACCGUACAUAGACGGGUUUAACCACGUGUCCAAGAUAGCCGCCCUGACUGACGUGGAGAUCAGCCUAGUGCGCGCCUGCGUCCAGAACCUGGUCUACUACGGAGUUGUCACGCUGGUCCCCAUAUUCCAGUACUGCGCAGUGUACAGCGCAACUCCCAAGUUAAGGCAACUGACUAGGUGUCCGGGCCUACAACGACAGUGCAUAGAGUUCUGCGCCAGAUCAGCCCGUCAGCUACCGAAGGUGAGCGACUUAUUCCGCAUGUACGCGGGCAUGACGUACGGUAGCACCGUGCGCGACCUGUGCCGGCGCAUGCGGCCGCAAGAACUGGCCAUCAACGAGCGGAAACUGGUGCUCUUCGGUGUGCUGGAGGGGUUGAUACGGCGCGUCUACAAGUAUCCAAUUACCCUACAAAAUGAUGACGCGUCGUCGACUCUAAGCGAGCGCAGUCAGUCGCCGGCGCGACUUUAUACGGGGCUGACGUGUCUCGACGAGCUGUGCUGCCAGGGAGGCCUCUCGCAGCCGCAACUAGAAGAACAACUUGAGAAAGACACCAAUGUAGUCUACAUAGUCAAGUGAAUCGAGCGGUGAGCACGCAAAUUAUAUGUCUUACGAUCUAUUGGCACCAUACACAAUACUAAAAAUAUACAUUUGACGAAUUAUUGGUACCAUACACAGUACACAUCAUAAAUUUGGCUGGAUGAGCUGUGCUGCCAGAGUAAGUAUAAUCCAGCUGCAGAAUGAAAAACAUACAUAUGUCGCCCACAUUGUCAAGUGAAUGCAGCGGUUAGCACGCACAAACGUCUGCUGAAUUAUGUGCAGUUUGCACUAUUAAAAUAAUUAUAGGUAGACGAGAUGAACUGCCAGGGAGGCCUCUCGCCAGUCUCAGCUAGAAAAACAACUGGAGAAAGACUAAUGUCAUCUCUACAUAGUCAAGUGAAUCGCGAGCUAGCAAAUUUUUUUCAGUUGUAUAUAUGGUCUGUUUUGCAUGAUCGGCAUAUGACGAGAAAACAAUUAUUAAGCGUUUUCCUAAUGCCAAGUACUACAUAUAUGACAACAACAAGAAACAUUGUGUAUGUACUGUAUAUUAUAUGUGCAAAUGUUUAUUGCCGAUGACUUGUCCACGGCCAAGUCAUAUUUAUAUACAUAUUUUUAUUACUUAUUUUAUUCGUGUCAAAUUUCUAUGUAAAAUGAUAUAUUAAUGUACUCUUUUAGGCAUUCAUGUAAUAAACUUGUAAACAGACAUUCAAAUUGAAAUGCCUUUUGCCAAAAUUUAAACAUUUUUUUUAAGUUAAGGCCUUCUCAAUAUUCGGAUGCAUCAGCUAGAUUUCAGUAAAUUACUUGUUAAGGACUAACAUACUUUUUGUAUGACCGAUUUUUGUUUUUCUAUUGUUUUGUAUGACGUCUCCGUUGAUUGGAAUAUAGACUUAAUACUGAUCUCAAUAUAAAAGUACGAUGCAAACUGAAUGGCGGCAGUUGACGCAAGUGAAGUUAACGCAAGUCGCGCAGCAGUAAACGAAAUUAAAGUGUGUGCGGUAUAUUUAUUUAAACACCAAGUGUAUAGAUGAGCGUUCAAUGCGACCAAGUUAUUGUUGCACUUUGAGGAGCUGCUGGUGAAAUAAGGAUUAAAUAAGUACGUAAAAUCUCCUGACUUAAGGAAUAUUAUAAUUUGCAUUAACUCGAAAAGAGUAAUAAGAAAUAUAAAAGUCUUAUUUACACCUGCGAAUACGAAUAAAAAGGCUUAUUAAAAUUUGUACCUUAAAUUUUCACCUUAGAUUUCAGCUACGCACCCUCAAAAUCUUGUUUGGUUGCACUUUAUUUACGCUUGCUGCUAACUUCACGCUAUUCAAAAUCGCAUACCGAUUAAUUAUUUGAAGUGUGUGAAUACCGUCCGUGUAAACAUGAGAAGACCUUAACUGAUGUUUAGAUGAAGAAAUUUUUGAGUAUUUCGAGUAGAUAUAAAUAAAUGCAUGUAUAAAACUUGCGGCUAACGUCAUAUUAUAUUGACCUAUUUGUUUUGUUUAUUUUUUUGUCUUUUGAUGAGACAUGUUUGUUGAAUUUUAUAAUAGAAAAUUAAAGAGUC